UCUUGCACUUGGUGUCAUAGUCAAUGACCUUCAUGCCCCAGUCGGUGCUGUAGAGGGCGUGACAUUCAUUUGCAUUCCAGUCCAGGUUGCCGCCGCCGGACGAGGAGCAGUCCGUCUUGCCGUACUUCUUGACUCUCAUAUCGUAGGCCGCGACGGCGGGGGCGAAGAUGGCGCAGGCCGUGGUGGCUGCGGUGAGGAUGUUAGUGAUGAGCAUCUUGGAACUUGGUUGUUGAAAGAUGAUGGUGAGUUGAGUUUGGGGCUUUGACUGUUGAUCUGAAGAAGCUUGUUGUGAGUUGGUGAGAGAGAGAUUGUGAAAUGAAGGAAAGAGGACGUGUUUAUAUAUCCCAGAGGCUUGUAAGACUAGACCCUUGUUAUGCGUACUUCACCCUUCGUCUCGUAUGGAAACGUGAGCCUGUGGAUACUUCAAAAGUUCAUGAUAGCUGGAUCAAAAGUUCCUCACUGUCACUUCUCGUACAUACUCAGCCCUUUCCAGCCCUGCCUAAGCCCUGCCUACAUUGUCUCUCCCCCUUCCUCGCCGAGAAAGGGAAUUGACAACUCGAACUCGUUAGGUAACAGCAUCCCCAAGGCAUCGUCAAGCGAAACGGCUCAGCAGAGACAUUGUAAGCGCCAAGAAGCACUGCAGCUCCAGUUCAUGACAUUCUCCAAUUCGAGGUUCCAAUUUAUUCCUUGGCAAUGUGAGACGACGAGAGACACCUGCUUCCUGCCUUGCCGAGGUUGUCUCUAAAGAAGAUGGAGUUGACACAAUUGGUCUAGAAGUG
This is a messenger RNA of Colletotrichum godetiae, 779 nucleotides long. RefSeq lists its product as uncharacterized. The transcript has a single exon. NCBI's taxonomy places the organism in Eukaryota, Fungi, Ascomycota, Sordariomycetes, Glomerellales, Glomerellaceae. The record is from RefSeq and is a predicted model, not a curated record. The coding region runs from base 374 to 745 and encodes 123 amino acids.